Molecule: messenger RNA, 1725 nt
Organism: Cimex lectularius (bed bug)
Lineage: Eukaryota; Metazoa; Arthropoda; Insecta; Hemiptera; Cimicidae
Product: 8-oxo-dGDP phosphatase NUDT18
Exons: 5
Coding region: 132-1133 (333 amino acids)
Molecular function (GO): magnesium ion binding; 8-oxo-dGDP phosphatase activity; 8-oxo-GDP phosphatase activity
Source: RefSeq, a predicted model, not a curated record
GGCAAGACGAAGGUAUUACAUGAUAAGGUUCAACAAACACCGUUAGACAACUUCCGAAAUGGAGUUGAAUUAAGUGCUAGGUAAAAUGUCCCAUAUUUAAUAAUAUGAUUGGUUUCCUCAUUAAAUAAAUAAUGGACAACAUAGAAAAUAAGCUGAACAAUUUAAUUAACGGGACUUACAUCGAUGACAACGAUGAACUCUGCGACUUCACUUUACAAGAGCAAAACGAAGCAGCGGCUGCCAAAGGAGUUGCACCACUUGCACCAUCCAAAUUCGUACCUGUCAUCAAAGAAAACGUAACUUAUAUCGUGAUGGGAGUUUUAUUUAAUAGUGAGGGCGAUGUAUUGUUAAUGCAAGAAGCUAAGAGAUCUUGUGCUGGCCAGUGGUAUUUACCUGCUGGAAGGAUGGAACGUGACGAAACUAUAGAAGAAGCCUUAAAACGAGAAGUGUUGGAGGAAACUGGUCUUGUUAUGAGGCCGACUUCUUUAAUAAUGAUCGAGUGUGCGAGCAAAGCAUGGUUCAGAUUUGUUUUGACCGGAACAGUGGUCAGCGGCACUUUAAAAACACCAGCACAAGCAGAUGCUGAGUCCCUUCAGGCGAAGUGGGUUAAAGACAUCAGCGAAAUGAGUCUAAGGGCUAAUGAUAUCCUCCCUAUAAUUGAAAGGGGCAGGUCUUUUCUCAAAAAACAAGAACCGCAACACUCAGAAAUCCUUCCGUCGUUGAAAACACAUUCGAAACUUCUUCUGAGAUUAAUUGUUUGCAUCAAGAAAAAGAGCAGCAACCGAGUGCUUAUACUCCUCUCUGAAAAGACAGAAGCUCAUUUUCCUAUGUGUGAAAUAAACCAUCUUCAGAGCCUUCAUUCAACGCUUCGCAAAUUCAUGGUGGACAUUUUUGGAGCUGACGUACCCCCCCAUAAACCACACGGGAUCAUCUGUGUCGAGCACCAGCCUAAAACAACAGAAUCGGUCAAGGACGGUCUCUGUCUUACUUUGUUGGUCUCGUUCCGUGUUCCACUAGAAGAAGUGUUCCCUAUUGAUAAGUAUACUUGGUUUAGGGUCAGUAAAGAACUCGGAGAUGCUUUACUCUCACUAAUGCCCCGGAACAUGACCAUUCCCUUGAAUGUUAUUCGAUAAAACAAAUAAACUCAUACUGAACCAAUAUUCGGUUGUUUCUCUAAAGCAGUUGUUUUUAAUUUUGCUUAAACAGUUUAACUGUGAUUAUAAAGUUUUGUAUUGAAUGGUAAACAAAAAUUUAAUUUUUAAUUACCUUCUAGAUCAAUAGAUGAUCAUGUCAAUUAAGGCCCUUUAAAGAUUUUCUGACUGAUUAAUACAUUAAUCAGCAGUUUAUUUCUCUUGAUCAUUGCGGUCUUUAAUUUCUGCAAUUAACGAAUUUCCAUUCUGGGAAGAUCAAACUGUCAAGACUGUCAAUCAAUCAAGAUGCACUAAGAAAAAUGCAAAAUGUAACUUUGUUAGAGCUUCUUUUUAUUUUUAUUAUGAUUCUUAUUUAUUCUGGUAUAGUUGUUUAUACUGUUUGUAUUAUAUUAUUUUUCUCGGGCCAUUUUAGAAGGUAGGCAGUUUGUUUAAAAUUAAACUAUCCACCUUCUAAAAACGGUCUGAAAAAUGAUAUAAUACAAAUUAUCUAGUUAGUAUUUUUUAAUAUAAAUCUAUAAUGUAUUUAUAAAUAAAUUUACCUUUCUAACCAAUCAAAAUAAAAAAAUAACAUUUU